AUGUAUUUUUUGUCAAGGUUAACGGUGUUUUCAGUGACAGAGAAGCCGGCCGCCCCUCCGCGGACAGGAGCGCGGGGGGUGCAGGUGGUGAACACGGGCGCCGAGCACACGUUCGUGUUGGAUGAAGAGGCGCUGGAACAGCUGCUGCUGCAGGACGACAUCAAGGACAGGGCAGCCGUCGUCAUAUCUGUGGCCGGCGCCUUCAGGAAGGGCAAGUCCUUCCUGCUCGACUUCUUCCUCCGGUACAUGCAUCACAAGUACGGAGCCGGCGGGGGCGGCGGAGAGUGGUUGGGGUCCGAGGACGAGCCGCUGUCAGGGUUCAGCUGGCGAGGGGGCUCCGAGCGAGACACCACCGGCAUACUCAUGUGGUCCGAGAUAUUCAAGGCCACGCUGGAGACUGGGGAAAAGGUAGCCAUAAUCCUGCUGGACACUCAAGGUGCCUUCGACAGUGAGUCCACAGUCCGCGAGUGUGCGACGGUGUUCGCGCUGUCUACAAUGUUGUCCUCGGUUCAGAUCUACAACCUGGCGCAGAACAUACAGGAGGACGACCUCCAGCACUUACAGUUGUUCACUGAGUACGGUCGCUUGGCGCUAGAGGACGGCGGGCGGACUCCCUUCCAGCGGCUGCAGUUCGUUGUAAGGGACUGGAGCUUCCCUUACGAGGCGCCCUAUGGAGCUGAGGGCGGUCAAAAAAUACUACAGAGAAGAUUGAAAGUGUCUGACAAGCAGCACCCCGAGCUACAGUCUCUCCGUAAACACAUCACGUCAUGUUUCUCGGAGAUCGCCUGCUUCUUAAUGCCUCACCCCGGACUCAAAGUCGCUACCAGCCCCGACUUUGAUGGACGCCUGUCUGACAUCGAAGGUGAGUUUAAGCGCGCGUUGCUCCAGCUGGUGCCGAUGCUGCUGGCUCCACACAACCUGGUGCCCAAACUGAUCAACGGCCAGCCAGUCAGGGUCAAGGACCUGCUGCAGUACUUCAGGAGCUACAUGAACAUAUACAGGGGCAACGACCUGCCCGAGCCGAAGAGCAUGCUCGUGGCGACAGCGGAGGCCAACAACCUGACGGCGGUGGCGGAGGCGCGCGACGUGUACACCACUCUGAUGGAGGAGGUGUGCGGCGGCGCGCGGCCCUACCUGCAGGCGCAGCUGCUGGACCUGGAGCACGUCAGGGUGCGGGACAAGGCGCUGCACGCCUUCCGCGCCAAGAGGAAGAUGGGGGGCGACGAGUUCAGCAAAUCCUACCACGAUCAGCUCAUACAGGACCUAGAGGAACAGUUCCAACAGUUCCGCGCCCACAACGAGAGCAAAAACAUCUUCAAGGCGGCGCGGACCCCGUCGGUGUUGUUCGCGGUGGCGCUGGCCUUCUACGUGAUGAGCGGAGUCCUGGGGCUCCUGGCGCUGUACCCGCUGGCGAACCUCUGUAACCUGGUCAUGGGACUGGCGCUGCUCACCCUCGCCUUGUGGGCCUACAUCAGGUACAGCGGUGAAAUGAGAGAACUAGGUGUUACUAUAGACGACUCCGCCAGCUGGCUGUGGGAGAACGUCAUGAAGCCGGUGUAUCAGGCGGGCAUCGAGAAGGGCAUGGAGCAUGCGGCGGCCGCGGCGGCCGAGCGCGCCUUGGGACCCUCCACGCCCAACGCUAAUGGCAAAUACAAACAAUUGUGA
Danaus chrysippus (African queen) is the source of this 1665-nucleotide messenger RNA. The record is from the annotation of a GenBank genome assembly. NCBI's taxonomy places the organism in Eukaryota, Metazoa, Arthropoda, Insecta, Lepidoptera, Nymphalidae.